UCAGGUCCCGAUCUAUGAUCCCGACUCCUGCCUUUUGCGAUGACAGGACAAUGUGGUCCAUCGUCUUCUGGCUUAAAAAGCAUCGAGUUUGCGAGGCGUGGAGACGCAUUUCUUAUCAACACCUCAGAUCGAGUUAUUCGUGUUUACGACUCAAAAGAAAUAAUCACUCUAGGCAAAGACGGCGAACCGGAACCCAUACAAAAGCUACAAGACUUGGUCAAUAAAACCACCUGGAAAAAGUGCUGCUUCUCCGGUGAUGGGGAGUACAUUUGCGCUGGCAGUGCUCGCCAGCAUGCUCUUUACACAAGGGAAAAGUCUAUUGGAAACCUGGUGAAGAUCCUGCGUGGCACCAAGGGUGAGCUGCAGAAAACGCAUCCCAUCAUUUCUAGCAAGGCCAGCAAAGAUAAACAACAGAUGUAAAU
Drosophila sechellia is the source of this 422-nucleotide messenger RNA. RefSeq names its product retinoblastoma-binding protein 5 homolog. Gene Ontology annotation, molecular function: protein binding. The coding region runs from base 40 to 420 and encodes 126 amino acids. Lineage: Eukaryota; Metazoa; Arthropoda; Insecta; Diptera; Drosophilidae. The record is from RefSeq and is a predicted model, not a curated record. Gene Ontology annotation, cellular component: Set1C/COMPASS complex. The transcript is spliced from 3 exons.